Rhinolophus ferrumequinum (greater horseshoe bat) is the source of this 4981-nucleotide messenger RNA. It is a transcript of the gene CST7, whose product is annotated as cystatin F. The record is from RefSeq and is a predicted model, not a curated record. Gene Ontology annotation, molecular function: cysteine-type endopeptidase inhibitor activity. The transcript has 4 exons. Gene Ontology annotation, cellular component: Golgi apparatus; late endosome; endoplasmic reticulum. Gene Ontology annotation, biological process: positive regulation of myelination; immune response; negative regulation of microglial cell activation. NCBI's taxonomy places the organism in Eukaryota, Metazoa, Chordata, Mammalia, Chiroptera, Rhinolophidae. Bases 359 to 796 code for a protein of 145 amino acids.
AAGUAUGGUUUGGAGAAGGAAAUCCAAGUGAUUCUUCUUUUGAAAAUCCCUGCUAAUUUUUUUUUAAUGCAAUGUCUCUUCUAUAUGUGUUUCAAGAGUAGAAGAUAUCAGCGGUUUUGUUCAUUGGUCUCAUUUCUCUGCCUCUUCUCCUUGCAAACAAUCGCACUUUGGAAACUUUAAUAAAGGAAGUGGUUGACUUUGUAGCCGAUAGAUGUGGAGGUGAAGAGCUUCUGGUCAAAAUGAUUCAGCAAGAAACCACCACCCCGGCCCAGCUGCAAGGCAGGCAGCCCCCACCCUAGCCCCACGCUCCCCAGCACCGACCCAGUGGCCCACAGCAGGCACUGCCUUCCGCCCAGCUAUGCGGCCCGCGAAGGUGCUGCUUGCCUUCUACGGCCUCAUCUUGAGCACCACGGAGAGCCCUUCUGCAGAUUUUUGUUCCCAGAUCUUGAACUCAUGUGUAAUGCCAGGAUUUCCUAAAACAAUCAAGACCAAUGACCCAGGAGUCCUCAAAGCAGCCAGACACAGCGUUGAAAGGUUCAACAACUGCACGAAUGACACCUUCUUGUUCAAGGAAUCCCACAUCAGCAGAGCCCUGGUCCAGAUAGUGAAAGGCCUGAAAUACAUGCUUGAUGUGGAAAUUGGCAGAACUACUUGCAGGAAAAUCAAUCACCCCAGUCUGGACGACUGUGACUUCCAAACCAACCACACCUUAAAACAGACUCUCAGUUGCUACUCUGAAGUCUGGGUCAUCCCCUGGCUCCAGAGGGUCAAGGUAACCGUUCUCCAUUGUCGCUGACUUUGGCCUCUCAACAAUACUACAGCUGCUGUCACUUCUGAAAUAGUACCUCCCAGAGAGCAGAAUGGAAGUGCCCAUGGGUUCAUUAUAGAGCAGCUGGAAUGGAAGCUACUAGAUUAAAUACAUUGAAUUAUCUUCUAAACUCAAUUUUACUGAUGCUGUGCAGCUGGAUUCAGGGUCUGAACGUACGGCACUGCGUCCUCCAAUGGGAAUGUUUUGGGUUGCCAGCCUCGAGGGAGCCCCUCCCACCCAGUGACCCAGUGGUCCCCGCCCGAUUAUCCCAUGGUCCCAGAGAUCCAUCCUUUUGUCUGAAUAGUUACAGCACUGAGCAGAGGGACUAAGUCUACUAUUGAGCAUCUUCACCUUUUGUGGUUGAAUGAACAUGAAUAAAGAAUUGACCUCAAAGUAAUGGGUGUUGCUUUACCUGUUAAAGGGAGUCAGGAAGGCGAGGGGAGCAUUGUGAGGGGUCCCUCUCACUGAGUGGUCUGACCAGUCUAGGUUACCUCCAUAAAGCACCCGAUGCUUUUCCAGCCAUUAGCUGCUGGCUCCAACAUACCAAAGCAACCAGAAACAGGCCAGCCUCUCUCCACAUCAUGAACUGGCAGGGGAGGUGACACCCCACAGAGGAUGCUCACCCUCCAGCUGUGCUUUCUUCUGAUUGUGGGCUGUCCCCCUAAGUCUCUCUAUUGCCUCUGACGCUCAGCAUACGCACAGCUGUGCUCAGACAGGUGAGGUGGGAUGGACUGCUGGGACCACACCCCACAGCCCCACCCAGGAGAGGGAGCACCCCCCACAAACCUACCCAGGAGAGGGAAGACAAGAUCAGGGGUGGGUAUGCUGCACUGGGGGCACAAGGGAAAGAGGAGAGUGCUGUGGUCUGGAAGGCCUGGGGGCCUUGAGAAGACAGGCCUUGACUUGCACUGGAAGCAGUGUAAGGCUGGGACACAGAGCAGAGGCCAAGGAGUUGCCAAAAGUCGGCGAAUCCUGAGGCUUCACUUAGAGAUGAUCCCCAGACAUCCUGCGCAGUAAGCCUUAUGAAAAUGCAGCGGCCCCUCACUGAACUUCUUCCUCUCCAGGCCCUCUUCAAACUAUGGAUUAAUACAAAAUAUGUUGCUGCCUUUAAAAAAUAUGGACUUGAUAAUUCAUAGGAGACAAAAUCUGCAUUAAGUGUGGCAAUUUAGUGUGCUGUCAUAAACUUGAUCAAUGUGAAUGACCAAAAUGAAGCUUCUUUCAGUGAUGAGAGUAACUAUAAUUCCAAGUCCUCAUUUUUUUUUUUUCCUGCCUUGAUUCACCUCCUUCUGGUCAUUUAAUUAGGGACAGUGGUGGCAACUAUGCCAUAAGACAUUUAAUCCUAUGAUUGCGAAGGCCCCUGAAGGCAAUCCUUUCAUAAAGAUAAAGAAGCUCACCCAGUGCUGUUCACCCCAUACAUUAACAAGAUGGCAAGAACAUCAACACCAGGAGUGUGAGCCAGAUGGGCCUGCGGACACAGCUCAAGGGGGCCUUUGUGAUCUAUGUAAGAUGAUGCAGCCAAUGAAAGGACCCCAAACUCUGAGCUCCCAGUCCUCAUUUACAUUUAAAUGCGGAACAGAGCACAUCUAGGCCAGGCCUGUCCUGAAAAUGACUUAGGCCUCCAGAUGCCACCCCUCACCGACCUUACAUACAGCAUCAGAACUGAGAAUGCACAGGCAACUCUAGGGAACAGUGGCUUCACAGCCCCUGUGGAAUCCACGUUUGAACUCCCUGCCAUUUGCCCAGCCAGGAGGCCUUGACUAACCUUGCCUCCCAGGAGGGAGGAAGCCUCAAAUCCCAACCUCAAAACUCUCAGAUUUAAACACUAACCUAUACCCACAAUUUUCAAAACAUCAUUUGGGACAAGGUAUUCAUCCCCUCCUAUAAAGUAAACAAAGAGAAGUCUUAGAAUGAAUGCAAACCAGCCACCACAGAAGCCAGCUGGCUGUGUGUCCCCAACCUCAGGCUUCUGUAAACCUUUCCUCCAUAGGGGCCUCAGGCCCUGAAUUCCAGGUGGGAGUUUUACUUUAUAAUGUACGCAUCUUCUAUUACCCCGAAUCCCAAACUGUUUUAUAUAUUAUACCUCACAGAAGUACAUGCUUAUCUUUAAAUAACUCUUACACCUGCCAUGAUGACACCAGAAGCAAAGGGACUGGGUAGCAAGACAGUGUGAGGCUACCUUGAUUUUUGGAAGCCAGCAGCUGGCACAUCUUUGACCACUGCAGUCUCGCAUCUACCAACCAAAACACUGUAAACAUGUUGCUCUAACUGCCUGGAGAGUAGGCCCUGCAGACACUGUGAGCACUUGACUGUGCCAGAUCCAUUCGCUUUUUUCAUAACUCUCACCGCUGUAAGAGAUUGUUCUCUCCAGACUCAUACUGAAGCCCUACCUGAGAAGGAACUGCCAGAGAGCCCUGAGAUGGAUUCAGACAGAUAGAGAUGGUGUACCUUACCACAGCCGCUCGAUGUCAACCAGUGAUAACCUGAAGUCCUAUAUUGCCACCCAAUUCUAUGUUUUUGAAAACUCAUCAGCUUUACUGUGACUCAGAAGGAAGCCGUACCAUCAUCUAACGUUACUGUGACUGAGAAAAUAUAAAGUCUAGCACCCAUGAUUCUAAGACAUACCAGCACUAUGACCAAAAAGAAAACUUUCUCAAACUUGAACAAACCACUCCAACGAUCAAAAUUCUAACAGAACAGAUGCCCCUGUCCUGAAUGUUACAGAGCUUUCCCCCGGCAACACCCCUCUACAUCUCACCAGCUGCACAGACUCAGGGAUUCGGCUACACUGCCCCUGCUCCAGAUGUCCACCCAGCCUCGCUCCUCUUGAGGCAGCUGAUGGGCCCAGGCUGUGAUGAAUGCUCAACCACUGCCCACGGGGACCACCUGUGAAGCUUUAAACCACACUGAUGCCCAGGCUGCCCCACAGACCUGGGCACCCAAAAGAACUCUGACGUGCAGAUUUGAGCCUCAGGCUGGGUGGUGGCCACCACAGAGCUUGCAAUACCGUCAUACCUCCUCCGUGUCUCCCAGCUUCCCCAGCGGAUUCCACAGUCAAGCACAGAUCCUGGCUCAGCUGUAUGCUGGCUGUGACUCUGGGCAACUCAUUUCUCCACCAGCCUCCGUUCCUAUCUGCAAACAAGGCCAUUAUCUCUUUGCAUCAUUAAAAGGUCAGAGUACAUGAAAAAACUGUAGACCACCACAGUUUUUCAAAACUGUAGACCACUCUGCAAGUAUAUGUUGAUAAAAAUCUCAAAAGCGACCUCUGUCCUAUAAAAGGUAAUAACUGAAUUCUAACAGAGUUUUAUAAUAGAUAAUAAAGAAGGACAGAGUGAAUGAACCAUUUGAUUUAUUUUAAAACCAUGAUAGCAAUUCACAUUAGAACAAAUCUGUUUUGUUUACAACAAAAGCACAUCAUAUUUAAACCUAAUAAGGCUGUAUUUUGCACCUCACCACAGCAAAUUACCAAAUAAAAAACAGGAAAUGACACUUUGGGACAGAAAACCAACAUCUGAGUCAAAUCAAGGCUCCAUUGCUGAAAACUAUGAAAAGCAAUUUAUCAGCUUCUUUGUAACGGUAAAAAUUAAGCACUAAAAGCAAAACCCUCUGUUCUCAAUCAAGAAGUUGACUUAUUCAAGCAUAGCACAUUUAAAUUAGUUUUUGUGGCGGAAUGAUUGGGUUUUACCCUAUUAUUCUUGUAUGGGUAGCAUCAACUAGACUGAAGCCAGUCUUUGACUCCGUCCUACUGUUGCUGCACAUCAAGCCAGCCUGAGGAGAGUGACACAAGAUGAGCUGACCAUUCCCAACUUCCUUCCCCUAAAACGAGGCCAGACCAGAGCAUGGGGUUGGGGGCCUACAGUUGGGAAAAGCAGCGAAGGGACUGAAUGCCAGCCAAUGAGACAAGACCCAAAGGUUCAGAUUGUACCCCAGCUCUCAAUCCUCUUUGAAUUUUAGUAUCAUUACCUAUUUAAAAUAUUGUCUUUGUCAAGUUCUUAAAAACUAUCCCAGAGGCAGAAACUGUUCACCUAGGACAGAAAAAGAACCGAUAUUAACCCCAUUUUGUAGGUUGGAAAGCAGGAGAGCAGUGUGUUAUCAACUUGCCCAAGAAUGAAUCACCACAGGGAGGCACGAGGGCACGCAAUGCCCUGAGGCCAGCCGAUGCCUGGUGAGAGGUCU